This is a messenger RNA of Thermothelomyces thermophilus ATCC 42464, 2879 nucleotides long. RefSeq lists its product as uncharacterized. The coding region runs from base 410 to 2746 and encodes 778 amino acids. Gene Ontology annotation, molecular function: DNA binding; zinc ion binding; DNA-binding transcription factor activity, RNA polymerase II-specific. Lineage: Eukaryota; Fungi; Ascomycota; Sordariomycetes; Sordariales; Chaetomiaceae. The transcript is spliced from 2 exons. Gene Ontology annotation, biological process: DNA-templated transcription; regulation of DNA-templated transcription. The record is from RefSeq and is a predicted model, not a curated record.
CUUCCAUGCAACCCAGUGACCCUCACGUCACCUUAUUCAACGUCAACGAUUUCAAGCUUAGGUGCUGGAAAAUCCUGACCACCUCAGUUCAUCCACUCCUGCCAGGCGCUAAGGUACCUACCUGAAGUUACCUAAGUUACCUCAUACCUUCCUGUGCAAGCCAUACGCAGCCCGGGCAACUUGCCUCAGGCCGCACGAAGAGCCUGAUAGGCAAUCACGCACUCCCCUCGAUCGCUCCGGCCCCCGCUUUCGAUUUUCGCUCGUUCACGAUCAGAGGGGAGAAAGCCCGAGGUUGUAUUUUAUUUCAUUUCGUUUCGUUUCAUUUCAUUUCAUCAUAUUUUGUUUAUUAUUACCGGGGAAAAAUUCAACAGUUCAAACACUACGAAACCAUUGAACGCUGCCCCAAACGAUGCCAGCCGGGGCGGCCGAUACGGAGCCGACUCGUCGCAGGCUGCGCAGGGGCACGUCAAGCUGCCACGAAUGCCGGCGCCGCAAAGUCCGCUGCGACUUUGAUCCCGGCUCGGCCGGAAGCUGUACCCCCUGCCGCAGGCGGAGACUAGAAUGCGUCCCACAGCUCAAGCAGGCGUUCGACUACGACGUUAGCACCACGAGCCGAUACCGCAAGGUGCGCCAGCGCUUAGUCCGCCUCGAAGCCCUGGUGGACCAGCUCUUGAAGCAGGUUCAGCAACCUGCGGCAGCAGCUUCCUUCAGUGCCAGGGCCAAGAACGGGCCCAAUGCUGAGGCACUUACUAAAGUCCCCAGAGGCAGCCGUGUCUCACCCGCCAGAGCUGCCGCCCGUCAGAGAACCAUCAGUAACGGUGACUCGGGGUGUACGAGUACCGCUCAACUUGUUGCACCCGCACACGCACAACAAACCGCGAUCAAUACAAGAAACACCACGACUACCGCUAAUAUUACAAAGAGUAGCGUCGCUGCCAGCCUCGACGCCUUGACCCAAUUUCUCCGUAGCCUCUUUCCUCCACAAGAGGUCGUUGUCCUUAUCGUAGCCCGCGGAGACCCUCCGGGGUCGCCGCUGCGGAAAUACCGACAGGUUAAUGGUUUCCUGAUGGACGAUGCUGCCGCCAACACAACCUUCACCACCACCGCCACCGCCACCGCCACCACCACCACCAACAACAACACCAACAACAACAGCCACAACAGCCACAACUACGAUCAAGAACAAGGCCAAUAUGACGUGAUACUGUCGCCAAAAGCAGCAGCAGCAGCAGCGCAUCCGCUCAUCUUGGCUCGCAAGCUGGUCGAGCUUGCCAUCUGCUUGCAGCAGCUAGCCCAUGAUGACAGCAACGGCCCUGCCCACGCCGCCGCGGCAGCCCGCUUUGUCGACGCGGCGUCCCGACAUGUCACAUCCAGCGUUAACGAUCGUCUCCUCAGCUGCAUCGAUGGCAUCGAGCUGCUCAUGCUCGAGGGCGUGUAUCAUGUCAACAGGGGUGACUGGCGUCACGGGUGGCAAACAUUCCGCCGCGCGCUCAGCAUCGCGUCCGCGCUGGGUCUCGGACGGGCGUCUCAUAACAACGAAUCCGGAAAUGGCCGUAGUAAUGGUGGCAGUGUGCUCUCCAACAAGGCCGAGGUCGAGCGGGUCUGGUUCCGCCUAGUGUACAGCGACCGGUACAUGUCGCUGAUACGCGGCGUACCCCAUGCGGUCACCGACGACAGCUCGCUGGGUGCCAUGGACGGGACCGACCUGCGACGGCUCGAGCGCGUCCAUGCCGUCGUCACAGGCCGGAUUGCCUCGCGGAACGAGCAGCUUCGCCUCGCCGGGUUCUGGGGCGGCGGCGUGCCAGACAAGCAGCAGGCGGAUCAGGCGUAUCGGGAGACCCUGAACAUCGACGACGACAUGAAGCAGGCCGCCUAUCUCGUCUCGCCCGAGACCUGGAGGUUGCCGGUUCCGGCAGUCAAUCCGACGCAGCCGCCGCUUCCCCCCACCCCAGCCGAGAUCAAGCAGACUACGGCGCGGCUGUUUAUCCAGCUCAAGCACUUCCACCUCCUGGUGCUCCUGCACUUCCCAUACUUUAUGCACAGCCUAGACUGCCGCCAACUUUCGUCACCGUCUUCAUCGUCGUCAUGGGCCCGAGGCAACCGCUCAUACAGCAUAUCGGCGGCCGUGCACGCGGGGCGCGAAGUGCUCUCGCGUUUUCUCAUUUACCGCGCGUUGCGACAGGUGCCCCUCUUUUACCGUGGCUUCGACCUAAUGGCGGUGACGGCGGCGGUGGUCCUGCUGCUCGCACACCUCGGCGGCGGCGGCGGCGGCGACGCCCUCGAGCAUCAGCGCCCCGGCCACCUGCAGAUGGUCUCUCAAGCGGCCGCCUGCUUCGAGUCUAUGGACGCGCGGGGGACCGACCCGGCAAGCCGGUCCGCCGCGCGGCUCCUGCGGGCUCUCGCCGCGGCCGAGAGGGACGUCGCCACGGCGCGGAAGACCGGGCCGGGGCGUCAAGGCGAGUCCCUGCUCUGGCGCGAGGACGGCCCCGUCGGCGGGGAUGUGACGUGCGGUGUGAUCGAGGAGCCGGGCGGACGUCGGUUUACGGUGCCGCACUUUGGCGUUAUACAUGUCGUGAGGUGGCAGGGAGCCAUGGCCGCGUCACAGAUCAUCAUGCCCCAGGUGAAGCACCAUGAUAGCUGGGGUACCAGGACGACUGAGCAACAGUGGCCGCAGCAGGAGGGGCAGCAGGAGGGGCAAUUUGGACUUGCAGGCACAGAACCGAUUUUUGAUCUCCCUAGGGCGUAAUUAGCAGAUGCGGUAUCAUUGCAUGUUCCCAACGUUCGCUGGGUGUUUUUGGAACCGGUCAGGAAGGUGUCUGCAUCUACAGAUUCAAGGUACGUGACGAUCAAGCAUUGCGGUUCGUCUGGCUAAUAGGUGC